CGCGACGCUCAUGAGACUUGUUGAAUGGCACUCCCUGUGUAUCUCCCUUGAUACGCUCUGCUUCGGUGCCGCGGCUCUUUUGAUGACGAUAAUGGCGUGACCUUUGCGAGAAGCGAUGAUUGCGAGGAAUUGGGUCCUCGCAUCUCCGCAUGCUCGUCGCAACAGUAAAGCGGGAGCAUGAGACCUGGCAAAGGUCAUCUGUGGCUUCGUCCUACGAGCGGUCCAUGGGAGCAAGGCUCAACCCAAGGUUUUAUUCGAUGGAAUACGCAAAAGCCGCGCGCCUCUACACGAGCAUUUCUAAGGGACUUACUUUUGGUUUUGACAGACAAUGGGACAGAUUCUCUCCUGAAACCAGUCAAACCAUGGGUGUCGACUCUGGCCGGUUGAGCCGGGAUUCGUAACCCUUGCGAAGCACAAAUCCAUAUGUAGCAGAUGAAUCCCUACCAUGAGGAUGAUCCUUAC
Molecule: messenger RNA, 462 nt
Organism: Dissoconium aciculare CBS 342.82
Lineage: Eukaryota; Fungi; Ascomycota; Dothideomycetes; Mycosphaerellales; Dissoconiaceae
Exons: 1
Coding region: 150-401 (83 amino acids)
Source: RefSeq, a predicted model, not a curated record